CGGCGGUGGCUGCGGUGGGGGUGGCCGGAACUGGGGUGGUGAAGAAGCGGUGGCGGUGGCUGAAGGAGCGGCAGCCGCCUUAGCCGCUUCCCCUGUGCUUCCUUUUCUCUUUAGUGCAGCCAGGAAGUUUUUCGCUUCUGUACAUGUGUGUGUGCGCGAGUGUAGGUGUGUAAGGUGAGGUUUGGGCAGCGUUGGGUUUUUUGCCCACUUCGCUUCCCGUAACCCAGGCAGCUCUGGAGCCUGGGCUGUGGCCCUAGGAGGGGGCGCGGCGGCGGGCUCUCUCCUUUUGUUGUUGUUUCCUCCGCCUGGGGAGCUGAAGGGGAGACGCGCCUGGGUGGGGCGGCUCGGAGCCCGGGCCUGGUGGCCCCCGGGGCUCCCGGGCGGGCAGGGUAGGGCAGAGUAGAGCGGGCUUCAACAUGAUGGCGGCCGAGGCCGGCAGUGAGGAGGGCGGCCCGGUGAGUGCCGGAGCAGGAGGAGGCGGCGCGGCAGCGGGCUCCAGUGCCUAUCCGGCAGUGUGUCGGGUGAAGAUACCCGCGGCCUUGACUGUGGCAGCUGCCCCCUAUCCUGGGCUGGUGGAGGCCGGAGUGGCCGGGACUCUGGGUAGCGGAGCCGCUUUGGGGUCAGGGUUCCUAGGAACCGGGUCCGUGGCGGGGGCACUUGGGGGAGCCGGGUUGACAGGGGGAGGUGCCGCUGCUGGCGUGGCUGGUGCUGCCGCCGCCGGACCUAGUGGAGAGAUGGCGCUCACCAAGAUGACCACCUCGUUGCCUGCUGAGACUCUUGGGCCAGGCGCCGGAUUCCCCCCUUUGCCGCCGCCUCCUCCGCUGCCCCCUUUGGGCGCGGGCCUGGGGACCGUGGAUGAAGGUGACUCUCUGGAUGGACCAGAAUACGAGGAGGAAGAGGUGGCCAUACCGCUGACUGCUCCUCCAACUAACCAGUGGUAUCAUGGAAAACUUGAUAGAACGAUAGCAGAAGAACGCCUCAGGCAGGCAGGGAAGUCUGGCAGUUACCUUAUAAGAGAGAGUGAUCGGAGGCCAGGGUCCUUUGUGCUUUCAUUUCUUAGCCAGACAAAUGUUGUCAACCAUUUUAGGAUUAUUGCUAUGUGUGGCGAUUACUACAUUGGUGGAAGACGUUUCUCUUCAUUGUCAGACCUAAUAGGUUAUUACAGUCAUGUUUCUUGUUUGCUUAAAGGAGAAAAAUUACUUUAUCCAGUUGCACCACCAGAGGCAAAAUUUUGGUUUGUGAAUAUUAAAACUGAAAGGAAAAUAGCUGAAAAAUAUAUGGCAGAUAUGGUUGUAGAUAUAGAUUUUUUAAAAGGAGAUAUGUUCAUUGUUCAUAAUGAAUUAGAAGAUGGAUGGAUGUGGGUUACAAAUCUAAGAACAGAUGAACAAGGCCUUAUUGUUGAAGACCUAGUGGAAGAGGUGUGGGAUGAAAUGGCUUUCUGUUAUCUUUUACAACUGUCACAGUUAACUGUUUUUAAAUUAUGCCACAGACCUGAUAGGAAUAAAACUAACAGCUUAAUUUUUACAGUUGGCCAAGUCUGCAGUUUUCUUGUGAGGCCCUCAGAUAAUACUCCUGGUGAUUAUUCACUUUAUUUUCGGACCAAUGAAAAUAUUCAGCGAUUUAAAAUAUGUCCAACACCAAACAAUCAGUUUAUGAUGGGAGGCCGAUAUUAUAACAGCUUGGGCCAGCAGCUGUCACACUCCUACCAAAUUCAUGAAAUAAUUUUUUUUUUUUUUAAAACUCAGGAUCAAGAACAAGUACUCAAUGAUACAGUGGAUGGCAAGGAAAUCUAUAAUACAAUUCGUCGUAAAACAAAGGAUGCGUUUUAUAAAAAUAUUGUUAAGAAAGGUUAUCUCCUGAAAAAGGAUGAAGCCACUACCCUAUUUCGAGCCACAACACUUGCAAGCACCUUGAUGGAGCAGUAUAUGAAAGCCACUGCUACACAGUUUGUUCAUCAUGCUUUGAAAGAUUCUAUUUUAAAGAUAAUGGAAAGCAAGCAGUCUUGUGAGGUCAGCAGCCUUGUUUUACAUAUUGAAGAAGCCCAUAAACUCCCAGUAAAACAUUUUACUAAUCCAUAUUGUAACAUCUACCUGAAUAGUGUCCAAGUAGCAAAAACUCAUGCAAGAGAAGGGCAAAACCCAGUAUGGUCAGAAGAGUUUGUCUUUGAUGAUCUUCCUCCUGACAUCAACAGAUUUGAAAUAACUCUUAGUAAUAAAACAAAAAAAAGCAAAGAUCCUGAUAUCUUAUUUAUGCGCUGCCAGUUGAGCCGGUUACAGAAAGGGCAUGCAACUGAUGAAUGGUUUCUGCUCAGCUCCCAUAUACCAUUAAAAGGUAUUGAACCAGGAUCCCUGCGUGUUCGAGCACGGUAUUCUAUGGAAAAAAUCAUGCCAGAAGAAGAGUACAGUGAAUUUAAAGAGAAUGUACCUGAACUUCCAGACACUACAGAGCAUUCUAGAACUGACCUGUCUCGUGAUUUAGCAGCAUUGCAUGAGAUUUGUGUGGCCCAUUCAGAUGAACUUCGAACACUCAGUAAUGAGCGUGGUGUGCAGCAGUUUCUGUCUUCAUACACAGCAGGCAUGGCCAAAAUGAUUCUGAAAUUGAUGAGAUUUGGAGUGUUUGAUAAAAAUAUAUAUUCCAAGCUCCAUAUCUAG
This is a messenger RNA of Propithecus coquereli (Coquerel's sifaka), 2651 nucleotides long. RefSeq names its product RAS p21 protein activator (GTPase activating protein) 1 (gene RASA1). NCBI's taxonomy places the organism in Eukaryota, Metazoa, Chordata, Mammalia, Primates, Indriidae. The transcript is spliced from 15 exons. The record is from RefSeq and is a predicted model, not a curated record. Bases 417 to 2651 code for a protein of 744 amino acids. Gene Ontology annotation, biological process: regulation of GTPase activity. Gene Ontology annotation, molecular function: protein binding.